UCCAAGAGCCAAUAGUAGGAGGCAGGAGCGGAAAGACCCGCCCCCCUCUUGCCGAGAAACGACGCAAGGCUGGCUAUAAAACCACUCACAGCCUGUUCCGAGAUCAGAAUAACACGGCGGACUCACAAAGGAACAACGCACAGCACUUGUCUCUUGUUUUUUUGUUUCUGGGUACGCUGCAACAACUCGAUCGCGCUUGGAUUAUAACUAUGACUCUGGAAGAGAUCAACGGACAGGAGAACACGAUGGAAAACACUGACAGGGUGCAAAGUGCAGGCGCAGCCCUGGAGGAGCUGCUGAUCGCUGCUAAGAAGCAGGACUACCUGACAGUCGGAGUUUACGAAUCCGCAAAAGUCAUGAAUGUUGACCCAGACAGCGUGGCGUUCUGCGUCCUCGCCACGGAUGAGGAGUACGAGGGUGACAUCGCCCUCCAGAUCCACUUCACCCUCAUCCAGGCUUUCUGCUUCGACAAUGACAUCAACGUGGUGCGCGUCAACGACAUCGAGCGCCUGGCCGACCUCGUGGGUGCAGAGGAGGGCGGCGAGCCCAAGGACGCGCACUGCAUUCUCGUCACGAGCCCCAGUGCAAACCCCUGGAAAGACCCUGCACUGGACAAGCUGAGCCUUUUCUGCGAGGAGAGCCGCAGCGCCUACGACUGGGUGCCCACCAUCACCCUCCCAGAGCGCUGAGGUGACCUUCUGCUUUUAAGAAGAAGAAGAUGAUGGAGAAAGAAAAGCCAAGAAGCUGACUUUCAGCUGAACCAAGCCUUUCUGCUUCACCUGUCUGGAUUAAGAGGCUGUGGUUGCACUCCCUCAGUCUUGCAGGAGGAGCGCAUGCCUUCCAGAGCAUUCUGGGUCCAGCAAGUUGGUUCUGGAUCACCCCCGUGUGAAGGGCUGAAACUCAAGAGAUGACGUGUUGACUGGGUCAAGUGGACACGAGGCCUGAUGGACACUGAGAAGGAGGUGGACUGUGUGGUGCGUUGGGGGCGGGGUGACCCCAUGCUUGCCCUACAUAACAUGGCAUGUGGGGGCGGCACGUUGAGCAGCCGGGUCACAGAGAUACUGUGGACUUAUGAGAAAGUGAGGACUCUAGACUGAAUGUCAUCACAGAAGGAAAAAGUCAAGAAGCGGGUUCUGAAGAUGAUGCCUGAAAAAGUGUCUCAAUGGAUGAUUUCUUUGUGAGUGGCAGCCUGUCAGGAAUUUCUUGGAACAAGCAAAGACUCUGCUUGCAAAUCCUGACUUGAGCUGUUACCAGUGAAACUCUCACGGACUAAUACUUUUACUUUCAAACAUGCAUAUACAAUGCAAUAUCCACGUGAAUUGUACUCAUUUUGCAAUGAUUUGUGAAUAAACACUUGGAAUCAAAACUUC
Austrofundulus limnaeus is the source of this 1370-nucleotide messenger RNA. RefSeq names its product growth arrest and DNA-damage-inducible, gamma a (gene gadd45ga). Gene Ontology annotation, biological process: regulation of cell cycle. Lineage: Eukaryota; Metazoa; Chordata; Actinopteri; Cyprinodontiformes; Rivulidae. Gene Ontology annotation, cellular component: nucleus; cytoplasm. Bases 210 to 689 code for a protein of 159 amino acids. The transcript has 4 exons. The record is from RefSeq and is a predicted model, not a curated record.